AUGACAGUUGCAACUUCGACAAUCAUCAAGGUCCGGCAAUAUCGCCCUGAAGACCAUGCCCAGGUUACAAAGGUCUACGUGGAAGGUCUGAUGGCAUGCGACCCUGACCCAAAGUAUUGCUAUCUGUGGGAAGAGCUACUUCGCAAGGACCUCACGAACGACCUAGCUGACAUCGAAGGUAGUCACAUUGCUCCGGGCGGCAACUUCUUGAUUCGACGCGUGUACGUUGAUCCGAAGUACCAGCGCAUGAGUGCAUUCUACGCUGCGCUCGGAUACACCAAAGUGGAUGAAGGGAAGUACAGCUGGACGGACCCUCUCUACCUCCCCGUUGUCAAAUUUGUCAAGCAGUUGUAG
Messenger RNA from Phytophthora infestans T30-4, 354 nucleotides. RefSeq lists its product as uncharacterized. Lineage: Eukaryota; Oomycota; Peronosporomycetes; Peronosporales; Peronosporaceae. The transcript has 3 exons. The record is from RefSeq and is a predicted model, not a curated record. Bases 1 to 354 code for a protein of 117 amino acids.